UUAACUUGAAUUCAAAUCUUACACAGCAAUAAAUAAUCAAUGUAGGCAACCUGCCGUGCAAUAAACCAAGUUGAAAGAUGAAGAAAUGUUUGUGUUGUUGCACGGAAAAACCAACAUUAUUUCCUAACUUGACUGUUGUGCAAGUGAUUUGAGUGCCAAGGAAUUGCUAAGUGAUUGACAAGGAUACAUCUGACAAGAAAUUGGCCAGGGUGCAUUGGCCAAGCGAUUGAGUUGUAAUUGACAAGGAUACAUCAGCCAAGAAAUUGAGCAAGAACUUGACAAUUAAUUAUUAAUGAUAUAUUACACGACGAACUCCUGCCAUCUAUGGGAUAGACAUGAUGAAUUGCUGAGCUUCAUGUCCGGUCACGAAUUUCAGGGCAGUGAUGAAAGGCUCUUGAGUUACAUUAUUGAAGAUCCCUUGACUAAUAAUCCAAAUUAUUCGCUAACAUUUGAGUUCUAAGUAUGUUGAAAUUAUGUCAAAUUUUACCCUUAAAAAUUCAUGUAUAUGUGUUCCAGUGAGAUAAAAUGAAUGACUAAUAAGCGAAUGGAAUAUUUUGAACUUAUAGACUCUCUUAUCAUAUUUCACAAUCCGUCCUCUGUGUUUUGAUUCAAAAGUGUCGCGAGUGAAAUUUUAUUCACGGUCGCUGCUGUACUGACUGGAUAAAGGUCUCCAAAUUUGUUAAUUUGGCUAGGAGGUGGGGUGUGUAGUUUGUGAAUAGUGAUGUGUAUAGAAUGUGAUGGACCUACGACGAGCAUUGGUUAAGUAUAUAAAACCUAGGGUACCUACCUAAAGUGACCGUAUAGCGUCAUAUAAAAGAGACCAUUGCGUCCAUCAAGUGACCAUAACGUCCGUAAAGUGACCACCGUCCUUCAAGAUAUCCAAGUGUCCACCCAAAGACCAUCAAUAAGCACAGUUUGCGUGACCGUAUAUGGUGUCUUACGCGCUAAAAAUUACGUUGUUUCCCUGACCUCACCCUUCUUCAAGUGACUAUAUAUAGCGUCCCAUAACUCAUCGUACUGUCGCUGAAGUGACCAUCACGUUCAUCAAGGCGUCCCAUAAACAGAAAGUUAUGGAAUGCGUCUCAUAAAUUAUAUAUAGCGUCCCAUAAAGCAUCAUACUGUUUAUGAAGUGACCAUAACGAUAAUCAACGCACUAAAGCGUCGGACGUAUAAAUCAUUAUAGUGUCGCUACAGUGACCUUAGCGUCCGUCAAGAGCCCUCAUCGACCUUCCUGUGAUGCUUACGUACCGCUCGUGCAGCAUGUAACCCAUCGAGCAUCACCACCGGCUACUGAUCGGGUGCUGUGAGUGCCACGGGAGUUGCGGGUACCGCAGGUGUUGCGGGUGUCGCGGGUGUUCCGAGGGUGGACCUGCCCCCGAAAUGUCGGGGUCCCCCAUCAAGGACUACCGGCGGGAGGUGGACGCCGUGUACCCGGAGCCGUUGAGCCGCUUCUCGCGGGUGGUGGAGGGCGACCCUGCCGCCGCCUACAGGAGGCAGACCAAGAAGAGGAUCGACAGGAGCGGCCGCUUCAGAACCACGCCUGUCACCUUCGAUGAGAUCCAGGAGGUGGACGAGGAAGUAUCCCUUGAGGACGGCGGCCAGCAGCAGGAGGACGUGGUGGUCACCGCGUCCUCCGUGGUGGACUUACGGGCCCCCGGUACCCCCACCAUGGGGGGCAGACUCGCCCCCAUCCUCGGCCGCCGAUACCGCGCCCAUAACAGAGCUGGCAGACGCCACGACUUCCCUUCUUCCCCACACAAGCAGUUCAUGUCACGCACCAACACCCAGGUCAUCCACGAGGUGGUUGCGUCUACCAGCCAAGAGGCCACGACGGACGUCAACAGCAACAGCAUCACGGAGGCCUCCGCCUGA
Messenger RNA from Hyalella azteca, 1872 nucleotides. RefSeq lists its product as uncharacterized. The transcript is spliced from 3 exons. The record is from RefSeq and is a predicted model, not a curated record. NCBI's taxonomy places the organism in Eukaryota, Metazoa, Arthropoda, Malacostraca, Amphipoda, Hyalellidae. The coding region runs from base 1381 to 1872 and encodes 163 amino acids.